AUGACCCGGGAACUGAUUGCGUCGCAGAACGUGUCACACUCGCCGAAGGACCCGCCGAAGAUUACCGGCCGCGGCGGUUGCGCCAAGUACUGUGGUACAGCUCCUUCACCCGGCAACAUUUCAUUCUCCAGCUUUCGUCAGUCCUUCACCACCAAUGUCAACUACCUGAAACGGAGGUUCUCGUCAGGGGACCUAAGCUCGGAGCUCGACGAUGAGCCCAACUCCGAUCCUGGGCUGGCCACCGUGGGCCGGCAGGACUCGUCUCAGCCGUAUCAAGCGGUGCCGGACCGACCGCUGCAGUCCCAACCGGGCCCGAUACCGCCUCCGACACAGCCGCCGAUACCGGGCGCGCCGCCCCAGGGACCACCGCAGCCCAUCGGCGGCGAUCUCAGCCUUAACUUGAGACCCGGCUCGCGGACCACCAGCGCGCCGUCCUCGCCGGCGAAGACCCGGGAGAGUUUGCUCCAGCGGGUGCAGAGUUUGACCGGCGCCGCCCGUGACCAGGGUGCUUCUAUUUUGGGAGCGGCGGUGUCUGGCGCGACCAGAGGCCAGUCAUACAGCAAAGAUCGAUGCUUUACUCUGCUGGUGAUCGACGACCAGAACACCGACUGGAGCAAAUACUUCCGAGGACGCAGACUGCAUGGUGAUUAUGAGAUCCGCGUGGAGCAGGCGGAAUUUCGGGAAUUGUCCCUCACGGCGAGCGAGUCAGGCACCAUCGUGUCCAUGGCUGUCUAUCGUAACGGGACCAAAGUCAUUCGAUCCUUCAAGCCUGAUUUCGUAUUGAUACGUCAAAAUCUGCGAGAUGCUGGAGAAGAUUUCAAAAAUCUUCUUCUUGGCCUGAUGUACGGCGGUGUACCCAGUGUUAACAAUAUAACAGCAAUUUACAACUUCCAGGACAAACCUUGGGUAUUUGCGCACCUGCUGGGUCUACAACGUCGUUUGGGUAAAGACAACUUCCCUCUGAUCGAGCAGAGUUAUUACCCCAAUCAUCGUGAAAUGGUAAGCGCAUCUCGAUAUCCCGUCGUGGUGAAACUGGGCCACGCCCAUGGCGGAACCGGCAAGGCUCGUGCGGAAACGAAUCAAGAAUUUCUAGAUCUCGCCUCGCUGGCAGCUAUGGCGAACACCUACUGUACGGCGGAACCUUACAUCGACACCAAGUACGACGUACAUGUGCAGAAGAUCGGAAGCAAUUACAAGGCGUUCAUGCGGAAAAGUAUAAGCGGCAACUGGAAGUCGAACACAGGCUCGGCCAUGCUGGAGCAGCUUGCCGUGAGCGAGCGACACCGCACGUGGGUCGACCAUGUGGCGCAAUUAUUCGGGGGAUUGGAUAUCUGUGCGAUUGAAUUGCUGGUGGGUAAGGAUGGCCGGGAGCACAUAAUCGAGGUCAACGACAGCGCGCUGUCCUUAAUGGGCGACUCCCAGGAAGAGGACCGACGUCACAUCGCGGACUUGGUCACAGCGAAGAUGCAGGUUUAUUGUCGACCUCCGAGCGUACUGACGAAGACCGCCUCGCGAGGCUCGAUGUCCGGUUCGAGCCAAGUGAGCAGUCCGGUGGAAGAUCGCACCGCGCCUCCGACAGCACCCUUAGGAUCCCACGGAAGCCUGGGUUCCAUGGCUAGCAUAGGAAGCUUAGGCUCCGUGGGCACCACCGCGCCGAUACAGAGUGACGUCACUUCUCAAUCAAGCACAGUGAGCAGCGCGCCGUCCGUCGGUCGACGUACUGAAGACAUACCGCCGACGUCCAGGGUGCCGUUCCACCGGCAAGGCAGCCAAUCGCAGGCCACGGGCGAGGACACCGAGGACACGAUGAAGAAUCUGCGAAAGACCUUCGCCGGGAUCUUUGGCGACAUGUAGACCAUAAGAUAGGGCCGACGCAGCGAGAGCGUGGACAUCGAGCGCUCUCGCGGUGAGGUAUCUAACGAUAAGUCGGCACCAAAAACACGAACUCAUGAUAUUCUACGGAGAUCCUUGAGCAUGUUCCAGGAUUGAACAGCUCGUCUUACUAGAUGAGCCGAUCGUGCGGAAGUUGACGCGCGAAGAGCAUAUAAAUAUCUAUAUAUUUGCAGAUUGUCGUAGGAAACUCGCGAAACUGCAUGCCGCACGCGAGGUGCGCUGAACCUAUCUGAAUUUGAUCGAAAAUUAUCCGAGAUUGAAAGCUUUCGCGCUCGAUCGGGUCGAACAAAGCACGUGAUAGCAUUUAGCAACGAUUACUGUGUACUUUAGGGAGAAGCUGAAACACGAGGAUUUCCGCGUUCAACGACUUAAUAAGCUAACGCGAUGUAUGGUAGCUAAGUAGGUCCUGUAUAUUGAGAGAGAUUCAUGGUCGAAUGCGUAUGUGUGUGUGUGUGUGUGUGUGUGUGUGUGCGUACGUUCGAGAAGUAAAGUAGAUUCUAUGUAUAAUCCGAGGUAAUCAAUCCGUGUUAAUCGACGAAUUAAAUGAAAAGUUAGGCAAGCUCAGUGGAGAACGGCAGUUUCUUUAAUAUCAGCUUUGAUGUUGAAUUGCUACUGCGACACCCAGUGAAAUAUUUGCGUCACAUAAACCAUAAAAAACGUGCUUUCUCACCGUUAAAAGUAAAGAGUCGCUCUGUAGGCCCCUGGCAUCUCCUCAACCGGUUUUACUUCGAGCACCCACUUUUAGGCUUAACGUUUGGAUCGUCGUGUGUCAUAUUGUCAUUUAAGGGAAAAUGCAUUGCGAGAUGGAAAUUAAGGCAGGCAAAUGGGCGUCUCUUUGGGCGAUCUCGCAAUGUUUGUAAAAAAUAUAUAUGUACGCCUACCGUCAUUCGAGGUAAUCGAAGACGACAAAAAAAGAGGAGAUUCGGGCAUUAUUCUGAACAUUUGGCUAACCGAGACUGCAAGCGGUCGUUUGGUUUCAUCGGGAACUACAAGUCGGGAAGGACAAAGUGUGUAGUUGUCUCUACUUUUAAACGCACAAGUAGUAUUUAAGGUAAUCAGGGAUGAGCGAAUUGUUUUACAAUACCACGGACAAGAUUUUCGUAUCUUCGAAAAUCUGAAUCCGCGAGUUCUUUGCCGAUAAUUCCGUUGCGCGAUUAGUUCGUCGAAAUAUCCGCUCGCCGGAUAUGUCGGCAGAAUCAAUUCGCGCGGCACGCUAAUAAAUUUCUCACGGGGAUAUCUCGCGUGCAGAAUCCUCAUUAAAGAUAAAAAUUUGUCGCGCAUCCCGAAAGUAGCGACAUUUCUUUUCCUAAAUUUUUCGCACAUCGCGGGUCGUCGUUGAAACCACGCAGGGGCGACCGCGUGGUCGGUGGAAAAUUCAUGAAAAUCUAGUCGCUGGAUUUUAGCGUUAAGGAACGAGAGAUCGCGUAAGCGACGGAUCUUGGCGCGAGAAACGGAAGGAUCGAUCGAAAAAUGAUUCUCACGGACGUGGGCGUUGAUUACUCCGGCAUGCGAUCGUGCAAUGCGGAACAGAAUGAUCCCGACACAUAGAUCUGCAAAUAUAUACAUAUACGCGUACGUAUGUGCGAACAGGAACUGAAUGUAGCAUCGGCGAAGUAUAUCGGAUAAACGUAGUGAAAACUACGCGGAGCACAGCACGUAGAAAGGCAAUUUUCAUCGAAUGAACGGAUUUAACUUGUUAUAAAAGUAACAAGGAGAGGUCGGGAAAUAUAAUCGACUGUGGUUUCAGCUCUGAAAAAAAAGGAAGGAUCAACGUUGCAAUAAGCGUUGAAAAUACACACUCUGUUGACGCAAGCACUCGCUGAAAAAAAUAAUAAUGUGAUAAAAAUUUAUCUUUGAAAAUCUACAUCAAUUAAUAUGUAAUUAAUUGAUAGAAAUAAAGAGGAAGACGUAAAUUUAAGCGACAAAGAGAGCGCGAGUUUCUUUGAAAGUACAAUCUUGUUUAGAAUUCCCUGUGUAAUGGAAAUCUUACAUUAUACGGUUUCGUCGUGUCUUUUCCGCGGUUUCCCAAUCGCGUAAGUAAUAAAUAAUUAACGAUUUGAUUUUCAUGUGCCUUGACACUGAAGUGUCCUUCGUAUCACGUUGUUCGCGGUAUUAAAAGUCGGUGGAUAAAGUGCGAUGGACAAAAAUGAUUUUCGAAAGGUAUAAGCUACAAUGCGUACAAUCGCUGCGACGAGAAUGAAAUAGACGGCGUUUUAAGCAGAUAUUGGACUUUAUACAGCACGUGAUCUGUUGUUUAUACAUUUUAUAAAUCUCGUUCUCAUUGCAUUUGUAUAUUCACUGAGACACACUGUUUCUUCAGUGAUUGUCAAUCGCGGUGAAGAAGUGUGCGCACCCGUCCAGCUUACAUUCAACUUACAACUACGCACCUUCGAUAUCAAAGAGUAUAUCAAAGAAUACGUUGUAUAAGUAAGCGCUUGUAUAUACCAUAAUUUCCGCGGAGAUAAUUGCAAUCCUGACGGUUUUUCAAUUCUGCAAUAACGUGAUGGUAGAUUGUCUUCCAUGCGUUACGAACUGAAUAUCUUCUAAGUGAGACAGACGCCUUAGCAUCUAUAUAAGUUCGACAAAAAUGCUGAUAUGCAGUAUCAAUGUCUACAAGCGCUCGCUACGAUCUCGCUCAUUGUGUGCUAUCGGCGUCUUUAGCACUCGUAAGAUAUAAAAUAUUGAACAAAAACGAUUAUUUUGUGUGCAACGAUAAGACAGGUUUCUUUUAAACGCGAAAACGAUCUGUGUAACGCACAAAAAAGUGUUCCGUACACAACGUACAUCUUGCUUUUGAGUGUCUUACACAUCAAAGGAUUGAAAUACAACCUUUUGAAUAGUUUGUUAUGUCGGUAUACUUCUGCAAAAAACAUAAUCGUAUUCUUGAAAGUACUUAAAUGUAAAUUAUAUGUUAGAGCUCUCUUCUUCACCAAUUCUUUCAUAGUGGAAACAUUAAUUUAGCACGUUUCACGAAGUUUUGAAGAGAAAAAUUUAUGCAAUUAAGGGUUAAACAGGAACACAAAGACUGCACAAAAGUUUGAACGGCUUGACGCACACGAGACGGGUCUCCAAUUCCGUUUUCAGAGCUGACGCCACAGUGCGAAGAAGAGCAAUCAAACAAUCAUAAUCACAUCACCGCGUGAAGGUCAAUCGAUCAGCGCUAGAACGCGUAUAGACGCGAUUACAGGUGAAGAAUAUCUCAGGGGUGCGAAGUCUAGGCACUAGAUACAAAUAGAAACUAGAAGCGGCACGCACGUGGCCACACGUCGCAGCCUAGUCAAAUCAUCGACGUUGAGUUCAGACGGUAGAGUGGAUAGAGGGAUUUAGGAUUCGCUUGUUCGAAGAAAUCCUUGUGACUGUGAUCCUUGAGAUUGUUUGUAGAAAAGAAAGCUCUGCGCGCGCGUUUCGUUCGAUCGAUCGCUCUUUGGACCAAUUUUUAAUAUUUUAACGUUUUGUGUUGUUCUAUAAACUUUUUCAUGUUAUUGCAAGUUUUUUCUAAAAAUAAAAAAUAAUCUCUUUCAGUUUUAUUAAAAUAUUUGCAUCAUUUUUUGUUAAGAUUU
Linepithema humile (Argentine ant) is the source of this 5453-nucleotide messenger RNA. NCBI's taxonomy places the organism in Eukaryota, Metazoa, Arthropoda, Insecta, Hymenoptera, Formicidae. The record is from RefSeq and is a predicted model, not a curated record.